This is a messenger RNA of Paramacrobiotus metropolitanus, 1890 nucleotides long. RefSeq lists its product as uncharacterized. NCBI's taxonomy places the organism in Eukaryota, Metazoa, Tardigrada, Eutardigrada, Parachela, Macrobiotidae. Bases 136 to 1851 code for a protein of 571 amino acids. The record is from RefSeq and is a predicted model, not a curated record. The transcript has 7 exons.
CCAUGACGAUCAAUAUGGACGUGAUCGGUAGUCAAAAUCCUGAAGCUGUUAUAUAUUGUCACAAUAGUUAUUUAAAAAUUAAAUUACUCUGAUAAGAUAGCUUUAAGAUUACCCGGGGACAGCCAGAACUUUUGGAUGGCGCAUUUGUCGAACCUCAUAUACGUUCUCACCAUCGCGGUUGGAUUAUUUUACCGCGUUUGCUCAGAUGACUCGGUUCUAGAUGCGGCUAACCUGACUUACCAAAUUACUUCUAUGGUCGACGAGGAAUUAGCAGCAUGUAACCAAACGUCCGGCGGUUUUGGAGUAGCAGUCAUCGCCAAGAACAGAGUUGGAUCGAGUCGACUUACAAGGAACCUUAUUUAUGCCAAAGGGUUCAACUACAAAGAUUUGGAAAAUAAUAUCCGCGCUGACGAAAACACCCUAUUCUGUAUUGGAUCGGUGACAAAACAUGUAACAGCAACCUUGCUGGUGCAUGUACUGGAUUUGUUAAAAGAGAAAGGUUACCGGUAUUCAUUACAAACGCUUGUGACAGAUCUUGACCCAAGCCUAAAUUUUACCGGCUCGCAACUGAUGGGUAUUACUGUGGAAGAUAUUUUGUCUCAUCGCACAGGUCUACCAGAAGUGUUCGGCCAGUUCUCAGUGGGCUAUCCCAAAAAUACCACUAGGAAGCAUUUGGCUUGGGUGGCAGCAAAUCUUCCCCGUUCUGCGGCAAACAGGCAGAAAUGGCAGUACAACAAUCAUGUCUACGCUUCCGCAGGUUACUUUACGGAAAUUUUGGCGGAGAAGUUGCUAAAGAGGUUUGUAUCGUGGGAAAAUUUGACUCGGCUAUAUUUGCUUGACCCAUUGGAAAUAAACGACGACGUUGAUUUUUCUGGAUAUCACUCGAAGUUCGUUUCACGAACCUCAAAGCCGUACCAUUUUACCACUGAUGGACAAUACAAAGAACUGGAUCCGGAGACGUUUACCCUAAUCGAGCCAGGAGGUCCAGCCGGAUCAAUCUGCUUAACCCCUAAAGCGAUGAUCGUAUGGAUGCAGUUCUUACUAGAUCGGGGCCGCUACAAAUCCAAACAAAUCGUUUCCAGAGCAUCUAUAGAGAACACAUGGAAGACUCGAAUUCCCUUGUUUGACAAACGCGCAGAUGCCACAGAGCCUCGAGUGCAGAACUUGGGCAACAAGACCUUCACAUUGCUUGACUACUCCCAGGAAAUUAUGUACAAUCCCGGGUACGCUUUAGGAUGGAUGGAAACUCGGCACAGAGGUUACCGGCACAUGGAGCAUUCGGGAGCGGUAACAAGUUACAGUACCCUGCUUACCAUGUAUCCCGAUGCAAACGUCAGUAUAAUUACUGUUUUUGCUGCUAUGACGCCUUCUUCCGAGACUAUAAUGCGCUUGCUCCAUUUUAAAAUAUUUGACCUUGUUAUGGAACUUGCUCCUGUCGAUGCUUCGAAUGCAACAUGCGGGAACGCGCCAAGUACGUCUGGACGUGAUGACGCAACCGACACCAGUGAGGGUCAAAAGACGUCCAUUGAUCCAAAGUAUUAUGUGGGAACCUUUCGAAAUCCUGUUCAUGGAAGUCUUACAAUUUCUCGAAAUGGCGCUUCCGGAUUGUUUAUGCUAAUGGGACGAUAUGGCAAUGCGACGAUUGUAUGUCUGAAAUCGGGCGCAGAAUGUGAACUUCAUAUGAAUGGAAUCUUGUGGUAUGUAUAUGACUCUGGCCCGGAUGAAACAGAAAAUACGGGUUCGCCUUCGUCGAUCCCGGUAUCCUUUAAUUUCACGCGAACCGGCUACGUUAGCCAUGUGACAAUGCCUAUGUAUUCCAUGAACUUUCCACCAGUGUUCACUAAAGCUUAAUUAAAAAAGUAAACAGCCUUCCAGUCCCGUCAUUUGAAG